Molecule: messenger RNA, 2458 nt
Organism: Chinchilla lanigera (long-tailed chinchilla)
Lineage: Eukaryota; Metazoa; Chordata; Mammalia; Rodentia; Chinchillidae
Gene: Fbxo47
Product: F-box protein 47
Exons: 10
Coding region: 329-1774 (481 amino acids)
Molecular function (GO): protein binding
Source: RefSeq, a predicted model, not a curated record
UUGGUGUCCUGGGAGCGUUCUAAAGGAUCUCGGGGGGUACCACAGAGCCGAAAGUUUUACUAUUCAUGAGGGGGCGUGGCUCCCUCCCGCUGGGGCUCCUGGGAAGAUUCUAAAACCUUCCUGAGGGCCCGCGGCGAGCGCUCAGAGCGCGCGGCGCUGACCAGAGCCGAACCCCUGAUCCCGCGGAAAAGUCUGAGGAGAUCUUUUCUCCUUUAAACAAUAAGAAAUUUGAGGACGAUGGGGCAAAACGACUAAAUCUCCCUUUCCUGUGGUUCCUUAGCCGGGAAACUGUCAAAGUCUGUGGAUAAAUUCAUGAGAUUAAAAAAAAAUGGCAUCUAGAACAAAUACCAGUUUCGCAAGGAUUCCCAACCAGAAGUACAGACGUCAUAACCGUCGAUCCAGCUAUUUUUCCAGCAAACGCGAUUCAGAUUCUCAGCCCUCAUCAACGCUUGGAAGUUUUAAAGUCCUGCCAUUGGAAGUAUUCCAAAUAAUCUUAAACUAUUUGUCAGUGAGAGAUGUUGGCGUGCUAAGCAUGGUAUCCAAAACAGUUAGCCAGCUUAUUACCAGUUAUAUCGCAACCUCCUCGGGAAGCAAGAGACUUUUACCACAGGACUUUCAUAACCUUGAGCUGCUUGACAGGAGACAAGACUUCAUUAUUCUGGACUACUACAGAUCUCUAGGUGUGCUAUUUAAAAGGUGCACGUUGCUGCUACCCACCAAGGAAAGACUAAAGUGCAUCCACAGGAUACUCUCAGAAGUUUCCUGUUUUAAAUUCAAUGGUUGUGCAGCUCCCAUGCAGUGCUUAGGAUUAUCGUGUUAUGGCAUGAUUUUACAGACUUUGACAGCAGGGUGGGAUGAACGCGAAUGCCAGCGUGUUUAUAACUUCUUAUGUGAGUUGACCAACCUCUCUCGCAAGAUACAGAGUGUUGUCUGUAGCAAACCAGGAAGUGCCCGAAAGCUGGAGUUAAGGAUCAGAUUAUUCUGUAGAAAUGUCCUGCUUGAUCACUGGAUACAUCAAAGUGACUCUGUUUUCUGGCUGACACGAAUAUUAAAGCCAUGGCCAAUGGUGAAUCAGGCACGGUUACUGUAUAUCAUUUUCGGGCCAACCUCGCCUCAGGAUGGACUGGUGGCUUGGCAUACAAUGACAGAAGGCCCUACAGACGAACCCAGUCUGAAAGAUUUGGCUGAUGCUAUUAAAUUACUGUAUGACACAGGUACCAAAGAGUGGACAGCAGACGAUAUUAUCAGCCUUAUAGACGAACUGUCAGUGGUUCCCCGGGAGUGGUUGCUGGAGAACAAUGCGCACCUCCUGAUCCUCAGCGGGAACAACAUCUGCUUCACGUUCAUGGCCAGCAAGGCUGUGAACGGCCGGACCCUGGAGCUGGCGCGGCUCGUCGUCUUCCUGGCGCUGGUGAGUGGAAGCAAAGGUUUUCUGCUCGCCGCUUACAAUCCACCAAAUUGCAAGGCCGGGGUGCACCACUGCAGGGGAGACGGCCGGUGUGCAGGACGCCUGGGCUGUGUCCCAGCUUCAUGUCUGAGUCAAGGCCAGUACCAGGAAGUCUUGCGUUUAUUAGGACGACCGGAACAUCUUAUGUUCCUAACGCGCACGUGGGAACCGCUGACAUUCUCUUCUCCCGCUGUCUGUCCCUGUGCUGGCGUAGGAGGCCAUGAGGACGACAACAGAGGCUUCCCGAGCCUGUUCCACCUGGUGCAGGCGCAGGCCGGCUUCCACAAGGAGGUGCUGCGCGUGGCCCUGGAGGCGGCAGCUCCCUGACGGCUGCGGCCUCGGCCUCCCUGCUGGGGCUUCCCGGGAGGGGGAAACCCCAGCGGCCCACGAUGAGAUGGGGAGCGAGGAGCUGCGGCGGAGACGGUGAACCGUGGGCAACUGUCCUGGGCUGAGGUCGGGAGAGCGAGGGGACCGGGGCGUGCACGCUGGAGAACCAGGAAGCGGGAGGGCGCCCGCCUUUUGUUAUCCAGCCGUUGACCCUGCUGGUGGGAAGAAUUUUUUUUUUCUCCAGAGUUUAUCAUUUGCAGAUUUAUGCAAAAGCAAAGUUCUGGCUUUUCUCUUGGUUUCAUUUUCUUCUCAGUGGAAGAAUUCAUCCAUGGCGGGGCUGGAGGUACAGCCCUUUGGGUCACUGCCCUCAUACCUCAGCACCCCUCACUCCCCCGCGCUCCCUUCCCUCUUCUCCCCAUGGCCGCUUUGAAGAGCCUGCUACAUGUAUUUAUCAAAGCACUGGCAAUUACAGUUAUUGAUUAGAGGGAAAGGAAAAAUAAAGUUAAAAUGUUAAUAUAGUGACUAUUUUGAAGAUUUUACUAAAUAUAUAGAAAGAUCUUAGAGAAAGAAAAUUGGUAUUAGGAAGUUUCCUUAAAUUUGCCAAGUCUCUGAGACACUCAUUUUCAGCACUCAUUUUAUGGAGGAAGGGUGGCUUAACUUACUUUUUUUUUUUUUAAUUUAUUC